This is a messenger RNA of Labeo rohita (rohu), 2480 nucleotides long. Its product is annotated as gastrula zinc finger protein XlCGF57.1. Gene Ontology annotation, molecular function: RNA polymerase II cis-regulatory region sequence-specific DNA binding; DNA-binding transcription factor activity, RNA polymerase II-specific. The record is from RefSeq and is a predicted model, not a curated record. The transcript is spliced from 3 exons. The coding region runs from base 98 to 1537 and encodes 479 amino acids. Gene Ontology annotation, biological process: regulation of DNA-templated transcription. Lineage: Eukaryota; Metazoa; Chordata; Actinopteri; Cypriniformes; Cyprinidae.
AUUUUGGCGGGCGGCGUGACGUCAUAAGGCCGCGCCGCGCUCUGCAUGAGCUGCGACUCUGCUGAAGAAAGAAAAACUCCUGCUGAAGCGACUAAAGAUGGCGUUCAUUAAAGUGGAGAGUGAAGACAUGAGGAUUGAAGAAGCUUUCACAGUUGUUCAUGAAGAUACUGAGGAACAACAAACAGAGAUGGUGUUUAUUAAAGUGGAGAGUGAAGACGUGAGGAUUGAGGAAACAUUCAGUCUCAAACAGGAAGAUACUGAGGAACAAACAGACCUGAUGGCGCUGAAAGAGGAGAGUCAAGAACGGAAUGAAACGGAAGAGCGAAAUCAGACUGAAAAAUGUCAAGAUGUCAUGGCUGGGAAAAAAUCUUGUAGUUUCCCACAGACUCGUAAAAGAGAAGCUAGAAAGCUUAAAGUCCAGAUGAGAGUUCACAUUGAAGAGAGACCUUUCACCUGCCAACUGUGUGGAAGCAGCUACAGUCAAAAACAAACCCUUAACAAACACUUGAAGCUCCACACUAUUACCCGGAAACGUUCUACAUGCAAACCGUGUGGGAGGAGUUACGUAUCAAAAAAAAGUAUUAAGUCUCACAUGAAAGUUCACAAUGCUGAAAAUCUGUUCCCGUGCUUUCAGUGUGGAAAGAACUUCAGUCAGAAAGAAGGUCUUCAUGGCCACAUGAGGAUUCACACUGUAGACGGCCCUUUCACCUGCAAACAGUGUGGAAAAAAAAUCAGUCGGAGGCAAACCUUUGAUGGCCACAUGAGAAUUCACACUGGAGAGAAGCCUUUCAUAUGCCCUCACUGCGGCAAGAGUUUCAGACUGAAAAAUAAACUUAAAAUCCACUUGAGACUUCACACUGGAGAGAAUCUUCAUUCCUGCACACUGUGUGGAAAGACUUUCACUGCAAACAGCCAUCUGAUGGCACACAUGAGAGUCCACACUGGAGAAAAGUCUCACACCUGCAAACUGUGUGGGAAGGGUUUCAUUGCAAACAGCCAUCUGACGAUACACAUGAGAGUCCACACUGGAGAGAGGCCUCAUACCUGUGAACGGUGUGACAAGACGUUCAAACAUAAAAAAAGCCUUCACUAUCACAUGAGGAUUCACUCGGGAGAGACAUGUUUUACAUGUCAUGUGUGUGAAACGAGUUUCGCCGACAUGAUUCGCCUCAAGAAUCAUGUACAAAAUCACAUUGGGGAGAAGCCUCACAUGUGCCAUCACUGUGGAAAAAGUUUCACAAGCAAAGGAAACGUCAAGAUUCACAUGAGAGUUCACACCGGAGAGAAGCCUUUCACCUGCUCUCAGUGUGGGAAGAGCUUCACGGUUAAAGGAAACCUUACGCUGCACAUGAGAGUUCACACCGGAGAGAAACCCUACAAGUGUGAUCAGUGUGGAAAGAGCUUCAAAACGAAAGGGCACCUUGAUAUUCACAUGCGAAUCCACACUGGAGAGAAGCCGUACAAGUGUGAUCAGUGUGACAUGAGUUUCACAUAUUACAUAAGCCUGAAACAGCAUUUGCAAACUCAUUCUGGAUAGGGGAUGUGCCGAACGAGGCUUUUACAGCAAACUGCGUUGAUGCGUCGAAGCUUUUGAUCUGCUGGUCAAUAAACAUUCUUACACAAAAUGUGUCAUCCAGAUGUCUUUUUAAUUGAGGUGUCAUUGUAAGGUUUAUUUGUGAAUUUUAAAAGCAUGUAUGUCAAUAGAAAGGCGGCGCAUGUGAGUUUCCAAAAUGUGUUGUACUUCGCACAAAACAAUGACAAAGACUUUAUCAAACUUUUGUCUUUUCACCUCCUAUAUGGAAUGUUUAAUAUGCCAAUAAAUUAGACCAACGUAAACAUUUUGUCUUCUUUAUUAUAGAACACAAACAUGCACAUUGUUAAAACUGCACAAAUAUUAGAAAUUUUGGACAAAAGUUGUGGAUAAAUUAGAAGAGAUUUUAAAUAUUAUCUCUCUGUCUCCUUUAUUAUUACUGCUAGUGGACCUUUCCCAAAAGAAAUCAAAACAUUUAUUUCUAUUUCAUCACUAUUAGCAAAAAAUAAAAAAAUAAUCAAAAACAAUAAUAAUAUUAAAGAGAGAAAGGACAGAACUCAAAUUUCUAUUACUCAUUGGCAGUGAUCUGUUAGCAGACACUCUUACACUUGAGAGGUUAACGUCCUCACUCAGGAGUAGAAUGUCCACUUUUAUUAAAAAUAUGGAGACCAAUUCUGGACAGUUCCUGGACAGUUGAAUCUGAUAUGAGAACUGCAUAUAACCAAAUGUAUGGAAAAGUAGGUGUUUUGACAUGCAUUUUCUCUGGCUCUGAUUGAUGUUUAUCACAAUCAUAUGUAGUCUUUUGACAUGUACAUGGUUUGUGUGUACAUGUUUGUCUGUCUUUCCUUUUUGUUCUGUAUACCAUUUAUAUAUGUAAAUGUGUAGCAGUGUAAGCUAUUCAUGUAAUAUUUGUUUGCUAUAUGUUCUGUUUUUGGUAAUAAAAAACACU